CACUAUACGAAUAAUAUAGUAAAAUGGCAUAAAUCAGAUGAUUAGCAUUUAAACUACAAAAUUUUACGAAAUGUGUUAUCAACGUUAUCUGUUGGAGCGAUUUCAAUGAGAUUACAGAGUGCGAGAAUUGUUAUUCCGUCUAUAUGUUGGAAAAACACAUUCUUCCGUUUUACGUCAGUGCUGCGAAAAGAACGACAGAAGCAGGAUAUAUUUUAACACGUAAAGUGAAGUGAUAAACAGUGCAAAAUGCUCGGAAUGACGAAUCAGGCAUUUGAAAGUAAUGAAUUAGACGUGUUAGAAAAUGGUCGUCGGAAAAGUGAACCUAUAACGAGUCAAAAUGCUAAUACUCAUCAUAAAUCACAAAUAUCUCAGAAGAGUAGAGGCAAUGCCAUUAAUGCCUAUCUUUCGAAACAUCGGAGAAUCUUUAAGGUCUUUGGCUUAAUAAUUUUAAAUCUCUUUAUUAUAGCCUACAUAAUUUGCGCAGGUGUAUAUUGGAAAAGUAAACUUUCAGAAAAUCAUUGCGAUCUCCAAUGGUGCGAUGGCUACGGCAUGUUGCUUAUACUUGCAGGACUCAUUUACCUCGGUCUAUUUUAUUUCUUGAUCGUAAAACGAUAUUUUGGGAAGUACAUCGUACAAUGUUGCCUGCCGGUAACGAAUUCCUUGGAACGCUUGCAAAAUACCAAAUACGGGACGUGCAUUGGAGCAACGAUAUUCUACUCGAUUGUACUAACAGCUAUCAUUAUUUUUCUUAUUCUUGAUACCGCAGAAUCAAGAUACAGGCUGAUCAGUAUCGUCGGUAUUAUUGUCAUAUUAGGAUUAGGCUGGAUAUUUUCUAAACAUCGGAAACAGAUCAAGUGGAGACCUGUUUUUUGGGGCCUAAUUUUACAAUUUGUACUUGGAGUCCUUACACUUCGAUGGCCUAUCGGUCGCAGUGUUUUCCAAUGUAUUUCCGAUAAAGUGGCUACUUUUUUGGAUUUCGCUAAAGUCGGCGCCAGCUUCGUAUUCUCAGAUAACAUAGUCAACAAUGGAGUUUUUGCGUUCGCUGUACUGCCCGUGAUCUUUUUCUUCAGUUUCAUAGUGCAAGUCAUGUGCUAUCUUGGCGCAAUGCAAUGGAUAAUCACGAAACUAGGAUGGAUCUUGCAAAGCAUAAUGGGCACGACGUUGUGCGAGUCAUUAAGCGCAGCCGCUAAUCCUUUCAUCGGAAUGUCGGAAUCUCCCUUGUUAAUCAAACCGUAUAUCAAUCAGUUGACUUCCUCCGAAUUGCACGCAAUACUAAGCUCAGGAUUUUCCACAGUCUCUGGUUCGGUAUUGGCUGCUUAUAUAGCAUUCGGUGCAGAACCCGCUAAUUUAAUAACCGCCUCCGUAAUGUCUGCGCCGACUGCUUUAAGCUACUGCAAGCUCUUUUAUCCGGAAACUGAACAAAGUCUCACGAAAUUUGAAAAUAUCAAACUCGAAAAAUCAUCGGAUACGAGCAUUAUAGACGCCGCUACCAAUGGUGCGUUAGCUGCACUACCAAUCGUUUUGGGUAUAGUCGCGAAUAUCGUGGCUUUCGUAUCUUUCGUUGCGUUUCUCAACGGGAUGCUCUCCUGGUUCGGUGGUCUCGUCGGUUACGAGGAACUGAGUCUCGAGAUUAUUUUGGCGAAGAUCUUUAUGCCGCUGAGUUGGAUUAUGGGCGUUCCCUGGGAACACUGCGAAGACGUGGGCACCCUGAUAGGUUUGAAGACAGUGGUCAAUGAAUUGAUCGCUUAUCAGAAGAUGGGCGAGUUUAAGAAGCAGGGUAGAAUAUACGGGAGAUCGGAAGCGAUCGCCACAUUCGCAAUUUGCGGUUUCGCGAAUCCAGGCUCGAUCGGCAUCCAAAUCGGCGUCUUUUCUUCUUUAGCGCCAGAGAGCAAAGAGCGAAUAACGGAUGUCAUUUUGCGAGCCUUCGUGGCUGGCAGCGCCGUCAGUUUCCUCACGGCCAGCAUCGCCGGUAUGCUAGUCAAUGACAUUUCAUCAUUCCCCGUAAACGUUACUACUGUAUCAACAAUUUCAAACACAUCGAUGACAACGCUAAAUACUCUUUUCCUUUGAGUUACUAAAAAUUGGGAAAAACUGCAUUUGAAUUGAUAUUGCGUUAUAGCAAUCUUAUUACACAGAGACAUUUAAUUAUAAGAUUUAUAUAUUUUGAAUUAAUCAUCGUCGUAUUUAUAAUUGUUUAAAAAGGAAUGGCAACCUCAAAUAAUAUCUUUUGUCAAAUAAUUGUGAAGUAGUUAGCAAUGUUGAGAGAGAGAAAGAGACACAUUAAUUCUAUUAUGAUUCCACUAUUUUAUCAGUAAUAAAUUCUUAUACAAUACUGUUAUAGAAAAACAUCAAAAGAACUUAUAAACGACAUACGAGAUCAUAUAUAUA
Camponotus floridanus (Florida carpenter ant) is the source of this 2388-nucleotide messenger RNA. It is a transcript of the gene CNT2, whose product is annotated as sodium/nucleoside cotransporter 1. Bases 247 to 2070 code for a protein of 607 amino acids. Lineage: Eukaryota; Metazoa; Arthropoda; Insecta; Hymenoptera; Formicidae. The transcript is spliced from 12 exons. Gene Ontology annotation, biological process: nucleoside transmembrane transport. The record is from RefSeq and is a predicted model, not a curated record. Gene Ontology annotation, cellular component: membrane. Gene Ontology annotation, molecular function: nucleoside:sodium symporter activity.